CUUUUAAUUUCACUGCUCACUUUAAUAUUCGGAUUCAAUUCACCAAUAUGAGACCCUUAUCUUCUCUAUUAAAAACUAUAUAUUUCUUCUCUUUAAUUACCAAAAUAUAAAAUAUAAAAAAUUACAAGAAUCUAAUUCAAGCUUGCAAGGAAGCGAACAAGGACAGGUUAUGCACUGACAUCUUAGAGAGGGAAAUGAGAAGGAAUACAAUGGCCGGGAGUGCCUCCAUCACUUCCCAUACAAUGGAUGAUGAUCUUCACGUGAAGCUGCUAUACCUGGAGAACAGAGUGGCAUUUGCAAGAUUAUUCUUCCCUACUGAAGCCAAGCUAGCCAUGGACAUUGCACAUGCUGCACCAACACCAGAAUUUGCUGGUCUUGCUGCAUCAAAAGGUUCUGACGGGAAUUUGAGGGGGGAUGACCUAGAUGAGACACCAAUAAUGCAGAACAUAAGACUUCGUUCUAGGAUGGAAGCCCUAAUGAAAACAGUUGAAAUGGGCCGGCGAUACUUCCCCAAUUGCUCCGAAGUGCUCGAUAAGUUCAUGGAGGAUGACCUUCCUGAUUUGUUUUACCAUGAAAAGGGUACCCCAGAUGAACAAAGAAUAAAGAGGACACGUUUCAUGGAGCUUAAAGAGGAUGUUCAGGGGGCAUUUAUCAGGGACAAGGCUGAGAUUAACACCACUAAUUGUUGAGUGAAGCAAGAACAAUGAACCAUGCAGUCAUGGCAAGAUAAGGAGAGGAAUCAUAGCAUUGACUAAGAUAUAAGGAGCACACUCUCUUAAUUUAUUUAUUUUCUUUUAAUAAGGAGCACGAACCUUUUGCUCAUCAACUAUGAAUAUUGUGCUCUUUCUUGGAAAAACAAAAAACUAUGAAUGUUGAGUUUC
Molecule: messenger RNA, 881 nt
Organism: Populus trichocarpa (black cottonwood)
Lineage: Eukaryota; Viridiplantae; Streptophyta; Magnoliopsida; Malpighiales; Salicaceae
Product: BTB/POZ domain and ankyrin repeat-containing protein NPR1
Exons: 4
Coding region: 195-689 (164 amino acids)
Biological process (GO): regulation of jasmonic acid mediated signaling pathway; systemic acquired resistance, salicylic acid mediated signaling pathway; regulation of salicylic acid mediated signaling pathway
Cellular component (GO): nucleus
Source: RefSeq, a predicted model, not a curated record